GGCCAAGGGUAGGGGCAGGGCUGGGCCCAGGCAGUCCUGGGAGCUUCAUCCGCCCUGCCACCUUGGGCUGGGGCUAGGUGCUCUAGCCACUUCUUCCUCUGGGGCUGUAGAAGAUGAUGGUGGCUUUGUGGUUCAGAAGGAGGCUGGGUCUUGGCAGCAGCAGAGGGAUGUUUAAAGGGCAUUGGUCACGGAGGUCCCUAGGAGCAGAGGCAAGGGGCAGGGAGCUUGGAAAGCAGGAAGGCCCCACGCUUCCACGGUGAUGCAGUUCUCUGGGCUCCUGCUACAGGUCCCAAGUGGGGGACCUGUGACACCAUUAUCCCCUGGGCCUGGGGCUGGGGUUGUGAAUGUCACUAUGGGCCCCCCGCCUCCGACCCCGUGGGCUGGGCUGGGCGAAGCGAGGCAGGGCACAGGCAGUCGGAGGCGGUGCCGGAGAAGCCGCCAGGCACCUAUGGACUCACAGAGCCCGCUGCCUCCCCGGGCCAGUGUGUUCAGCAUUGCCUCUCUGGUUGCAGCUGAAGCUGCCAAGCGCACCUCCUACCGGUCCCCAGGUCCUCAGACCGGGCGAAGUUUUACCAGCUGCCAGGAUCUCCAGCCGGGAUGCACUUCAGCACUGUCACCAGGGACAUGGAAGCGCCGCCGCCGAGCCCGAGGGCCCCGGGGCCAGCUGCGCGGCCGCCGCCAAGGCGCCGGUGAAGAAGAACGCGAAGGUGGCCAGUGUGAGCGUGCAGCUGGAGAUGAAGGCUCUCUGGGACGAGUUCAACCAGCUGGGCACGGAGAUGAUCGUCACCAAGGCCGGCAGGCGAAUGUUCCCCACGUUCCAAGUGAAGCUCUUCGGCAUGGACCCUAUGGCUGACUACAUGCUGCUCAUGGACUUUGUGCCAGUGGACGACAAGCGCUACCGGUACGCCUUCCACAGCUCCUCCUGGCUGGUGGCCGGGAAGGCAGACCCGGCCACACCAGGCCGCGUGCACUACCACCCGGACUCACCUGCGAAGGGCGCACAGUGGAUGAAGCAAAUCGUGUCCUUUGACAAGCUCAAGCUGACCAACAACCUGCUGGAUGACAACGGCCACAUCAUUCUCAACUCCAUGCACAGAUACCAGCCCCGCUUCCACGUUGUCUAUGUAGACCCCCGCAAAGACAGUGAAAAGUACGCUGAGGAGAACUUCAAAACCUUUGUGUUUGAGGAGACAAGGUUCACGGCAGUCACUGCCUACCAGAACCACCGGAUCACGCAGCUCAAGAUUGCCAGCAACCCCUUCGCCAAAGGCUUCCGGGACUGCGACCCUGAGGACUGGCCCCGGAACCACCGGCCCGGCGCGCUGCCGCUCAUGAGCGCCUUCGCGCGUUCGCGGAACCCCGUGGCCUCCCCCACGCAGCCCAACGGCGCGGAGAAAGACGCGGCCGAGGCCCGGCGAGAAUUCGAGCGCGACGCCAGCGGCCCCGCGGUGCUCGGGGACCCGGUGCACCCGCCGCAGCUGCUGGCCCGGGUGCUGAGCCCCGCGCUGCCCGGGGCCGGCGGCGCAGGCGGUCUGGUGCCGCUGUCCGGCGCGCCCGGAGGCCGGCCCAGCCCUCCGCACCCGGAGCUGCGCCUGGAGGCGCCCGGCGCGUCGGAGCCGCUGCACCACCACCCCUACAAGUACCCGGCCGCCGCCUACGACCACUACCUCGGGGCCAAGAGCCGCCCGGCGCCCUACCCGCUGCCCGGCCUGCGCGGCCACGGCUACCACCCGCACGCGCACCCGCACCACCACCACCAUCCCGCUGUGAGCCCGGCGGCCGCCGCCGCUGCUGCCGCUGCCGCUGCCGCCGCCGCCGCCAAUAUGUACUCGUCGGCCGGGGCCGCGCCGCCGGGCUCCUACGACUACUGCCCCAGAUAACGGGGUGAGCGCUCCGCCAGGCCGCACGGCGCCCAGGGCCGGCGAAGACACGUGUCCCCUGCCCCGGGGGCCGCUGCGGGCAGCCGGACCUGCCCUCCACGCUUUGCCCCGAAGGCCAUGGAAGUAUCCGGUUCCCUAGUCCCCGGAGCUGCUGGGAUCCUUCUCCAGCCCCAGGGCCGUGGGGUCCCUGCCAGUGCCAAAGCGCUCAGCCAGAGUCGGAAGGAAGUGGUAUUUAUUAAUUCUCUCCGAGACUGCGUUGCCCGCGGUCCGCCGGCGGUUGCAGUGUAGACAACCCGAAAGCCCCGCCCGCAGGCGGUGUAGAUACUUGUGGAUAUGUGUAGAUAAUGUAGAUAACCGCGCCGGCAUCGACUUGAUAAACGGUUUCGCCUCUUU
Nycticebus coucang (slow loris) is the source of this 2273-nucleotide messenger RNA. It is a transcript of the gene TBX1, whose product is annotated as T-box transcription factor 1. Gene Ontology annotation, molecular function: DNA-binding transcription factor activity, RNA polymerase II-specific; RNA polymerase II cis-regulatory region sequence-specific DNA binding. Bases 345 to 1880 code for a protein of 511 amino acids. Gene Ontology annotation, cellular component: nucleus. Gene Ontology annotation, biological process: positive regulation of DNA-templated transcription; regulation of transcription by RNA polymerase II; cell fate specification. The transcript has 8 exons. Lineage: Eukaryota; Metazoa; Chordata; Mammalia; Primates; Lorisidae. The record is from RefSeq and is a predicted model, not a curated record.